Molecule: messenger RNA, 1450 nt
Organism: Cuscuta campestris
Lineage: Eukaryota; Viridiplantae; Streptophyta; Magnoliopsida; Solanales; Convolvulaceae
Source: the annotation of a GenBank genome assembly
GUGAUUAAACACUAUAGCCCAAAAUGGAGUGGUAUGAAAUGGAAAAUGUUUUCAAUGUUCUCUAAAUACAUUGGCACAUGGCUUCCGCCUCUGUAAUUUGCGCAAAAUCUCCAGGUCACCUAAAACCAGAAUCCUACCGCCGUUCAUAACUCAUCGGAGACGGCAUUGAAUUUCAUCGGAAUCCCUCCCUGAAUGGAAGCAAUCAAAAGGCAAGCCUCGUGGCUCAGGGAACAGGUUGUUCGUCAGCAGCAAGCUGUACUCAAGCAGUUUGGAGGUGGGGGGUAUGGUGGCUCAGAUUAUAUUGUUACUGAUGAAGCCGAACUCUUCCAGUAUCAGAAACUGGAGUUGCUUUAUUUAUCUACCAGAGCUGCCAAGCAUUUACAAAGGGACAUUGUUCGUGGAGUUGAAGGCUACAUUUUUACUGGGUCCAAACUGGUUGAGAUAGGAACUAAACUAUCAGAAGAUUGCAAGAAAUAUGGGUCUGGAAACACAUAUACCACUGCUACUACAUUAUCACGAGUUGCAUUAUGUUUCUCACAAGCUCUUGCUUAUAUGGAGAAGGAACGUGGGAAUCUCCUUAGAUCCCUUGGAACAAAGGUUGCAGAUCCGUUAAGAGCUAUGGUAAUGGGGGCUCCAUUGGAAGACGCACGAAAUCUAGCUCACAAAUAUGAUCGAAUGCGCCAAGAGACAGAAGCACAGAUCCUUGAAAUAUCCAAACGACAAGCAAAACUUAGGGAGACAACAGGCAAUCAUGACAUGGAGAUGAAGCUGGAAGCAGCAGAAUCAAAAUUACAAGAUCUGAAGUCCAAUAUGACUAUUCUGGGGAAGGAAGCUGCUUCUGCUCUGGCUGCUGUUGAAGCACAACAACAGAAGUUGACACUGCAGCGGCUAAUUGCCAUGGUUGAAUCUGAACGUGCUUACCAUCUUAAAGUUCUUCAGAUACUUGAACAUUUAGAAGGGGAGAUGAAAUUGGAGCAUGAAAGGGUGGGAGAUUCUUCUAAAGUAGAUAAUAUUCCUCCGCCUCCGUCAUAUGAAGAAGCAAACAGUGUGUCGACUUCUCCUAUGCAAAAUGGUUCGACUGAUAGCAUGGGCUACUUUCUUGGGGAAGUGGUAUAUCCACAUCAUGCCGAAUCUGAUGUGGAGCUUAAUUUAUCAGUUGGAGAUUGUGUUGUUAUUCGAAAGGUUUCAAGCAAUGGUUGGGCAGAAGGUGAAUGCAAGGGUAAAGCAGGAUGGUUCCCCUUCAGUUAUAUAGAGAGAAGAGAAAGAGUUCUUGCUAGCAAGGUUAUUCCACCCCUCUAAGCCAAUCCUCCCUCUUUCAGUCUUUCCCCCAAUUUUGCCCCUCUUUGCAUUUUCUUGUGCAUUUACUACUUGUUUCUUGAGUGUUUUGUAAUGCAAGCGUGAAAAUGUGCGAAAAGAUGUGAUUUUUUUAAAAUAUAGGUAGAUUAGAUUG